GAUCGUCAGCCAGGUGCACAGAUUUCUAUGAUCUGUGGCCGUGUCUUGGAAUACACAAGCAACGCUCUUCGCCUAGGUAGAUAGCAGAUGCGAUCUAUUGUAAUAUACGUCCUUCAAUUGACUAGCUAUCUAUUAAGGGAAGAUGUCGAGGCUGGCGUAUGUAGCUGUACCUGCGUGACUUCAGAUCUAGAUCAUAAUGUGAGGGAAAACUUCAGUGAAGCAUGAUGUCGUCAGGGUACGUCAGCAUGUCUCUUAAAACUUGUAACUUGAACAAGAACAUGGGUCAUGUCAAACUCAAAGCGGCAUCAGAUGACCUGUCAUAUGUCUCUAUGGAGGAUGAGCUGACCUGUCCGGUGUGUCUGGAGUUGUACGCUGAUCCACUGAUGCUGCCCUGUUCACACAGCAUCUGCAAGAAAUGUCUACAGGACAUCCUUUUAACACGUUCCAAAAAUAAGAAGGAAGGUUUGGAGUGUCCAUCCUGCAGGGAUCAUCAUGCUUUAUGUCAGGACAAGGUUGAAUCACUACCCCGCAAUCUUGCACUAGAAAACAUUGUUUUCCGAUAUCAAGAGAUUCAGAGCAACAGCCUCUCAAAAAGUAAAUCUCUUGAUCUGUCAGCAUCCUCCAGCCGCGUCUUGGACCUGUCCAUUGGAUCUGAUGGAACACUAGAUCUUCCAGUGUUCAGCGAAGAAGGAAGUGAUGUCAGUACAAGUAUGUGUGAGCUGUGUGAUGAUAGCAAAGAGAGAGCAAGGUGGUUCUGUCAUCAGUGCAACAUUUACUACUGUCAGCAGUGCUUAGAGAGCUGCCACCCCCGGCGAGGCACUUUACGGCAUCAUCGCCUGUCUUACUCAGGGCUGGUGGAAAAAGAAGAAGCCGUACAUUGCAAAGAUCAUGAUCAUGAAGUAACGAGCAUUUUUUGUGACUCCUGCAAGAUCCUCGUUUGCCAUUUGUGCGUAUGUGAGGGGACAGGUCAGCACAGUGGACACACCUUUCUGGACCCCGACACUGCUGCUAAACGCAUUAAGUCCUCAGCACAAGAGUACAAGUCUCAACUAGAUAAGAUGUUGGUGGCUACACAGCUGGCACAGAGAAGUGCUGAGGCUGUGGUGGCAGAAAUCGAGGGUGUGCAGGAAAUCGCAAAGCAGUGGGUGGAGAGUCAGUACCAGCGACUUGUUCGUGAUUUGACCUUUGUGGCCUCCACUGCCAAGAGUUCUGCCCUUGCUCAGCUGCAGGCUAGGCAGGCUGAGCAGGUGACGGCCUGCCAGUCACACAUUGCUGCCAUCACCAGCCACUUGCAGCAGUUGCAAUCAUUGUGCAACCGAUGCAGCACUGUGUUGGACCUCAGCAGCAAGCAGCAGGUGCUGCAACAAGCUAGCAGCCUGACAAGUAUGGCUCAGUCACUGCAGGAUACAGAGACAGCGCAACAAGCCAUUACCUCAAGUCAUGAUGAUAUCAUCAACUCCACAGAAACUGUUCGGCGCAUCAAGGCCUCAGUCGCUGAUUACCGUAAGUCAGUCUACAGGAUGUUGCAUGUUAUCACAGGAGACAGCACGCAGCAGUGCAAAGUGAUAAUUCCAGUUAUACGCUCCAUGGCUACGACAUCACCUGCGCCAUCAGACCAAACCACCCCUGCUCAGACAGACGGUGUCACAAGCCCUGCAGUUGCAACUCAGACUGACAGUGCUGCUUCUGGGCCAAGCAAGCCACGAGGUCAGAGUCGAAUGCUUAUUUCAUGGGGGUUUAACUCCACAACCUUCAUGGCGGAGCCCCUGACUGGUUGCUGUCAGUGGUCAGUUACUGUGGAGAAGAAUACCAGCAAAAUUGGUGACGUCAAGAGUGGCUACCUUUUUGGUACAGGUGUGUCCAGCGUUGUGCUCAAUGCUAAAGACCAGGUUGGUUUAACAGCCAAAUCCACAGGCAUUGUCUGCAGCAAUGGGUGUCUGGCAUUGUGCUGCUCAGGCAAAAUGGAGACACUUAUGAAACUCGAUGACCUUCCCAUUGGAGUGACUAUCAGCGUCUCAUUUCAAAAACCAGUGGGAGUGAUUUUCUCCUAUUUAGUUUCAGUUAAAGGCUGGAGUAGAUGUUUGCAAGGGAAAGUUGUCAUACCUGACCUUGAGGACAGUGUCAAGGUUUAUCCAGCUUUUACAGUCAGUCAGAGGGUGAAGCUACACUUUCCAACCGCACAGUGCUCAACGCAAGAGGCUUCCUCACUUGAUUAAAUCUUAGAGAAAUUGAGUUAGCCUUUUUCAUUUACUAAAAUAUAAGAAGUAAAAGAACCAAACCAGCUGACACAUGGAAAUAUUAAGGCGUUUUGAAAUAAUGGAUUGUCGGAAAAGUCAAGACGCAUUUCUGCAACAGAUAAUUUUAAUUCACUUUUGAAAGUACUAGAAUCAUUUGCAUCAUUGUCAUUUGACAGCUGAUAGUUCUAAUUUCAUUCUAAAAGAAAAAUUUAGUGAGUUGGUAGAGUUUGGGAGAUUUUUCAAAGAACUGAGGAUAGACCAAACUUUGCAUUUGUGCCAUAUUUUGCUGGUUUACUUCCGAAAAGGGAAAAAUGCAUGUCAAACUUGUGAAAAGUUGCAGAAAGUUUAUUAUGACAAUGCUCUACAACAAUGUUAGUGCCAAUGGUGGUUCAUGAAAUUCCAUUCUGGGGAUUUUUAUCUCAGCGAUGCUCCUUGGUCAGGGAGGCUCAACAAGGUUCAUUACAUCAUAAUAAAGACAUUGAGUCAAACGCACAUGAUAUGAGAAAUUACAGAAACAUUGACUAUCCAUCAUUCAAGCAUUCAUGACCACCCGAAGAAGCUCGAUAUUUGGAUUCCUCAUGAAUGCAAAGAAGUUCAUUAGAAACACCUAUUAACAUCUGUGAUAUGCUCAUUAAACAUGAGGAAACCAAUCCUACUUUGAAGCAACUGAUAACUGGUGAUGAGAACUGGAUUGUUUACAACAAUGUGAUGCACAAACGGUCUUGGUCUUGGCGUAAUGAUUUGCCUCAAACGACAUCAAAAGCAGACAUUCAUCAGUAGAAGUGUGGUGUUGUGUUUUUCAAGUUCCUACCAAUUGAUUGCCUAAAUCAAUUCAAAUGUGUAUUGUCAAUGAGUUCAGAUGAGGCUGUAAAUCAGCACCUUGUUUAGUUUUUCAUCGAGAAAGAUAGGUCCUUUUUUGAAUGGGGAAUUAUAAAGCUCUUUGAAAUAUUGCAAAAGGUUAUCAAACAAAAUAGGUGAUAUAUUAUUGAUUGAUCUUUGUUCUUGAUAUAAAUAAACUACCUUUUGAAAAACAGAAAAAUACAUUAUGACUUUUUCAACAACCCAGUAGCUGUGAAUCUGCUCUCAGCAUUGUUCAUGUGGAUUAAUGAACCAUUGGAUCUAUAAAAUGGGAAAGCAAUGUCCCUGUAGUGGGUUGUUGAACCAUUUGUUACUCAUUUUUUAUAAAUAAAAGUCCUCAUCAGAACUUCUUUUUUUCAUCACCCUUUCACAAUUAUGAUGUUAUUUAUGUAUGGAAAAGUAAAAUCAGUUGCUUUUGUGACUCACCCCACCUUUUGAGCUCUUCAGUAGCAUUGCAAUAAGCAGGCUUGACAUUUAUUUGUUUUUCUUAUCACAACAUAAAAGGUUUUGUCUUACUUUAUGACUAACUUUUUUAGGCAAUGAUUUGUGUAUUUUUGGUGAUACCCUGUGAGCGAAUCAAAAUAACUUGUAAAAUAUGUACCCAUAUUGUGUUGAUCAAAGACAAUCUUUUUUUCAACGUGAUCUUGGAACAUGCUAUGUCCACUUGGCUGUUGGAUUGUUAUAGCCCUAAUUGCAAAGAACUUUUACUUAUUUAAAAAGCAGAAUUAAAUCUACACAAUCUGCUGUCCAUAAUUUGAGUGGGUUCAUUUUCUUUUUAGCUGAAGCCGAAAGAAUCUCUUAAAAAGUCUCCGAAGUCUAUCAACUGUAUAUAUGCUGUUAUUAGCAAGAUCUACAGCUGUUAGUUGCAGAAUGUACAGCUGUUGUUAGUUACAAAAGAUACAGAGCUGUUACCUGUAUGAUUUUUUUCAGCAGUUUGCAUGGAAAAAAAAUAAGAUCUUGAUCUUGACAAGAAUUUUUUUAAGACAAGGGAAAACUGUCAUGGGUAAUCUCAAAGCUCAAAAGUGUCGAGAUUAGUGGCUGAGCUACAUGCAUGUAAAAUUAUUCACAUUUAUCUGUUAUCAUAUAUUAAGGUAAUAUUAUAAAUAAAUGUCAGUUUUAUGUGUUCAGCCUGAAAUGCUGGAGUUUCCUUUCACAAUUUUGGCAAACCUCCAUGGCAUUUCAGGUAUUUUUAAUCUUGUUAACCCUUUACUGACUGCUCUAGAAACGUGCCAAAGCUGGGCCGUAUAUAGUGCAGGGACAGGUAGGAGCAGAUUGUGUUUCGAGUGCAAAGCACUCAUUUAAACCAAAGCAGUUACAAGCAAGGGACCUGGACAAUUCACCUGGUGAUUCUAGCUAUGACUGCUUUUGGGAGUGACCAAAGGUCACAUCAUGACUCAGCUCCAAUGUGUUCAUGGAUUAUGAUUUUCUAACGUAAGAUCAUAAAAGGUUAAAAAAAUUUUCCAGAAAGAUUAGUAGAGUGCCACAGAUGAAUAUCUUGUUAUUUCUGCAUUCCCUAUUUUCAUCUUUCAAACAGUUUUAACAUUAAGUGCUUGGCAGAACAAGAAGGGUGCUAGGUGGUGGUGGAGGUCUUCUAAUUAAUGUCCAAGAAGUUAAAAUUGUCAUUGCUCAAACUCUUCUACAGCCUGCUCACAAUAUUGUUGCUGACAUUUCUACGAAUGUGACAUUCUAAAUUUUUGUGUCUUCUGGAUUUAUGUAGAAAGACGCCAAGAAAAUGUAAAGUGGUAUAGCCUAAUAUACACAUACUUUGAUAAUGUGUGCACGUACAGGCAGAAAUUCUUGUUGACUUCAGUAAAUCGCUUCAAAGCACUUUGGCACUUAGGAGCUAUUCACUUGUGCUCAUCUUCACCAAAGGAAAAAACUUAUCCAUUGUUGUGGCUGGUGCAUCAAGCACCUCAGUUGUGAAAUACCUCGCUUGGUUGUGAUCAGAAGUACUAGGGAACAUUGGCUUAUUUCCUUCACAGUUUGGGGGAAGAGGGGAUUAUUGCACUAGUUUUUGGUUACUCAUACAUUUGUAUGCGGUAAGAGAUGUCGGCUUAUUUGAUCAUCACCAGUAUGUAUUUUGUUAAAUGCAAGAUUACUAAAGUAUAUAAUGUUUUUAUUGUUUUAGCAAUGCUAAUGUGAUGGAAUGGUGGUUUAUAACAUGUAAAUCACCUUAGGCAGCCGAACAAGUGAUAACACAUGCCCUUCAAGGGUGACUGUGUCAUGGAGAAUGUUGUUAGAGUUUUUCAGUACAGGGGGAUAAAUACCAUGUUGACUUUGGCUGCGCCUAUUUUCCUACACAAGUUGAAGAUCAACAUAGUUUUGCAUCAACAAGUAGGAAGAGCCUACUCUGGAUAUUUGGUGUUUGACACAUGAUGCUUGCAGACACUAUGUCCCAUAUCGCAAUUUUAUCCACAUAUUCAAUUUUUCGCUCUUGAGCUUCUGUAAGUUUUGUGCAAUGUCUUAGAAACUAAUAUUUAAAACAAAAUAAAGUUUUAUCAAGUGUU
Molecule: messenger RNA, 5602 nt
Organism: Pomacea canaliculata
Lineage: Eukaryota; Metazoa; Mollusca; Gastropoda; Architaenioglossa; Ampullariidae
Product: E3 ubiquitin-protein ligase Midline-1-like
Exons: 9
Coding region: 222-2216 (664 amino acids)
Biological process (GO): positive regulation of DNA-templated transcription
Cellular component (GO): nucleoplasm; chromatin
Molecular function (GO): ubiquitin-protein transferase activity; zinc ion binding
Source: RefSeq, a predicted model, not a curated record